GGGGAAGGCGGGGCCCUAACCGCACGUCCUACUGCCGAAACCCCCUCUGCGAGCCCGGGGCCGCUGGCGGCUCCGGCCAUUCCACGAGUUCCUCGGUCACGGGUGUGCGCUCACGCACCAGCCACCGGCAUUGUAAGUUCCCCGCCCUGCCUAUGGAGAGGAGCGUGCUCUUUGAACUCCAGCUCUUCUUCUGCCACCUCAUCGCCCUGUUUGUCCACUACAUCAACAUCUACAAAACCGUGUGGUGGUACCCGCCCUCCCACCCGCCUUCGCACACGUCUUUGAACUUUCACCUGAUUGACUUCAACGUGCUGACGGUGACAACAAUCGUCCUGGCACGCCGGCUGAUCGGUGCUAUUGUGAAGGAGGCGUCACAGAGCGGCAAAGUCUCGCUGCCGCGCUCUGUUUUCUUGGUGAUCACUCGGUUUGCUGUUCUCACCGGCACAGGCUGGAGUUUGUGUCGGUCGAUAAUUCACCUGUUCAGAACCUACUCCUUCCUGAACCUCCUGUUCCUCUGUUACCCGUUUGGCAUGUACAUUCCCUUCCUCCAGCUGAACUGUGACUUUCGGAAGACGAGCCUCUUCUCCCAGGUGGCCAACAUCGGUCCCAGAGAGACCGGCGAGGUGAACUCGCGGGGCCGGGACUACCUGACCGUCCUAAAGGAGACCUGGAAGCAGCACACGCGGCAGAUGUACGGCAUGGAGGCCAUGCCCACGCACGCCUGCUGCCUCUCCCCGGAUCUCAUCCGCAACGAGGUGGAGUACCUGAAAAUGGACUUUAACUGGCGGAUGAAGGAGGUGCUGGUGAGCUCCAUGCUCAGUGCCUACUACGUGGCCUUCGUGCCGGUCUGGUUCGUGAAGAACACGCAGUACUACGACAAGCGCUGGUCGUGUGAGCUCUUCCUCCUGGUGUCCAUCAGCACGUCCGUCAUCCUGAUGCAGUACCUGCUGCCCGCCCGCUACUGCAAAAAAAAACUGGGCUGCUGGCAGAAGGUCGACCCGGCGCUCUGCUCCAACGUGCUGCAGCACCAGUAA
Molecule: messenger RNA, 1034 nt
Organism: Eurypyga helias (sunbittern)
Lineage: Eukaryota; Metazoa; Chordata; Aves; Eurypygiformes; Eurypygidae
Gene: TMEM39B
Product: transmembrane protein 39B
Exons: 6
Cellular component (GO): membrane
Source: RefSeq, a predicted model, not a curated record